Hippoglossus stenolepis (Pacific halibut) is the source of this 6954-nucleotide messenger RNA. RefSeq names its product kinase insert domain receptor like (gene kdrl). Gene Ontology annotation, molecular function: ATP binding; transmembrane receptor protein tyrosine kinase activity. Lineage: Eukaryota; Metazoa; Chordata; Actinopteri; Pleuronectiformes; Pleuronectidae. The record is from RefSeq and is a predicted model, not a curated record. The transcript has 30 exons. The coding region runs from base 482 to 4423 and encodes 1313 amino acids. Gene Ontology annotation, biological process: cell surface receptor protein tyrosine kinase signaling pathway; multicellular organism development; protein phosphorylation. Gene Ontology annotation, cellular component: signaling receptor complex.
GUGGACUGUAAGCGCUGCUGCACGCAGGCGAAACGCAGGAAAACUGUCCAAGGCGCGCACGUCUGAUUGAUCCCAGCUUCAUUUGGGAACUGACAAUUCCUCUCAUCCAACUUGUGUUCUUCAAGCUCGCUUCAUUUUCACUCUGCUAACAUUUUGUGUUAUUGUGGAGCACCUGCCCGGAGCUCAGGCGGCACAGCCGGCUCCUCACUGCGGCUCCGGGAGUUGGACGAGCCAGCUGCGCCGGAGAGCUCCCCCGCGAAACGCGUGAUGGGACACGGGAGGAUCGCUGCCGCUGUGUGCACGUACACCUGAGGACCCUGUGGAUCUAAAUACAUUUUCUGAGAGGGAAAUAAGACACUAAGAUUUCCUCGCUUUUUAAGAAGAAACUUGAAUCAGUCAGUCGGAGUUGUGUGCCUCCUCCAGCGACUCCUUUACUUUAUUCAGACGCACGGUUUGGGGGAUUUUGGUUAAAGUUGGAACGAUGGUCUCAUCCGACUGCUUCAAACUGGUCGUUUUCAUCAUCUGCUCAUCACUCUCAAAUGGGCAUUUGGAGCAUUCCCCUAAGAUUCUUCCCUCUGAGAAUCCCCUCAUCCUUCAUAAUGAGGAUUCAUUGAACCUCAUAUGCAGAGGUCAUGGCUUGCUGCACUGGACACUUGGCGAUCCCUGGCGAUCCAUUUCAUUAGAGGGGGUGCAGACGGAGCCGUGUGAUCCUAGACAUCACUCUCAUUCACACUGCAGCAAUCUGACAGUUACACGUUUGAUCGCCAAUGACACGGGGAAGUACAGCUGUAAAUACUCCAAAGAUGGUGCAGACCACGUCACCUCAACCUACGUCUAUGUCAAAGAUUCUGAGAAACCUUUUGUGCUAAAUCAUCCUUCACCUUACAUGCUGGGAAUCUACAGGCAUGAGAAGAGCCUCAUUGUGCCAUGCAGGACGUCCUCUCCUGAUGCUGUUGUAACACUUACAGGGGAACGACCAUUAUCAGAGAAGAUUGUUAAGGAGAUGGUUUGGGAUCCAAAGGUGGGAUUCAAGAUUCCCUACGGUCCCUACACUAUUUUCAACUCACUCACCUGUCACACCGUGGUUAACGGUAGUGAGUUCCAAUCAAUGUACUAUCCCAAAAGACUGACUCUGGUUUUUAAUAAUGUAAAAAUCACCCCAGAGCGUGUCAGACUCUUGGUUGGAGACACCCUCAUCCUCAACUGCACGGGUGAGACCACCUAUAAUGGAAGAAUCAACUUUACCUGGGAUUUCCCAAAGAAGAGAGAAAAUCGACAUUAUACGAAUAAAUCCAAGGUCAACCCUGCUUCAGUCCUUGUGAUGAGCAGUGCUUUAGUGUUGCCAAACAUCACCAUGGAGGAUAAAGGGGUGUACCGCUGCAAAGCUGAGCUUGAAGGCAGCAAACCAAAGAAUGUCACAGCAAAACUCCUCAUCUAUGAGCAUCCGUUCCUCAACGUCUCCCACAAGCACGAGCGGCCAAGUACAGUGACCAUCAAAGAAGGUAGAAGGAAGCAUGUGCUUGAACCCAAGGUCAACGCCCUGCCCCCACCAGACCUGAUAGCAUGGUAUAAGGAUGGGGUCCUUAUCAAGAAGAAUUCCACCUGUUACAAGAUGUCUGGCUACAACUUAUUCAUCACGGAUGUGGAGCAGAAGCAUGCUGGGGUCUUCACCAUAAGCCUUGGCAGCCAAUCAAAGGGCUUGUACAAGAAUCUGAGCUACACUCUGGUAGUCGAGGUGAAGCCAACAAUUUCAGAGGCGGAGAUUGCCACUGUGGACGCUCAGCCUUACAUGCUUGGCAAAAAGCAUCAGCUAACCUGCACUGCUUAUGGGUUGCCCCUGCCAACCAUCACGUGGCUCUGGCAGCCAUGUCGCUCGGAUCCUACGCUUACAAAUUGCAUUUCUUACACUGAACCAAUCCCGGUCAGCACUGAUAACAGGGGAAAUUACUCGCACAACUGGAUUAAGAGCAUAAGCGCCAAGCCUGAACUGGUUAAAGGAAAAAACAAGACUUUGGGUGUGCUGGUGAUUGGAGAGGCGAGCGUGUCAGGAAAGUACUCCUGUGUGGCCCGGAAUGAGGAUGGCUUCAGCACCCUGACGAUCCCCUUUUAUGUGUAUGAUAACUCAGAGGAAGUUACCACUGAGCCUCGGAAAGCCAUCGAAGGCGAUGACGUCACUCUGACCUGUCGGGCAGCUCGCUAUCUUUACACAGAUCUGAGGUGGUUGGACUCCAAGAAUCAAACAGUCACUGCCAAUGUAUCCAGUCUCCGGCUCAGCCGCUACUCCAUUUCCCUUGCUCUCCAUCUGCAUAAUGUGUCCAAAAACAGCACUGCAGGGUACCAGUGCCAGGCGUACAAGCUGCACGAGAGGGUUGAGCUGAAGAACGCUGCCCUUAUUGUGGAUGCGAGAAAACGCCCCUGGCUGAGUCAAAAUCUGACGAAUCAGGAUGUGAACAGUAGCAGCACCCUGAUGCUGGCUUGCUUCGCCCUGGGAGUUCCUCGACCCUACAUCAUGUGGUAUAAAAAUGGUGUUCCAGUGGAAGAUGGCCCAGGUAUAUCACUGGGAGAAGACGGAGUCCUGACCAUCGAAAGGGUGAAGAAAGACGAUGAGGGUCUGUACGAGUGUGUAGCCAGUAAUGACGAGGGUGUCGCGAAAACAAGUGCAGUCGUUACCGUGCUCGGGGAUGAAGGGAAGGCAAACGUUGAGGUAAUAAUUCUGGUGUGUACGGGAGCCGCAGCCACCUUCCUCUGGCUCAUGCUUAUCCUCUUCAUCCGCAAGCUGAGAAAGCAACCAGCUCACUACAAGAUGGGUCCAUCUAUCAUUAUUGACCCUGAUGAGUGUCCCCUCGAGGAGCAGAACGAUCUUCUCCAGUACGACAGCAACAAAUGGGAGUUUCCCCGCGACCGUCUUCGGCUAGGCAAGACUCUCGGCCACGGAGCUUUUGGAAAAGUGGUGGAGGCUUCUGCCUUUGGCAUCGAUAAGCUCUCGACCUGCAAGACUGUUGCUGUCAAAAUGCUGAAAGGAGGAGCGACGUCCAAUGAGCGGAAAGCUCUGAUGUCAGAGUUAAAGAUCCUGAUCCACAUCGGCCAUCACCUGAACGUGGUCAACCUGCUGGGAGCCUGCACGAAGCCUGGAGGACCUCUGAUGAUGAUCGUGGAGUUCUGCAAGUACGGCAAUUUGUCUAACUAUUUGAGAAGCAAGAGAGAAGACUUCCUCGUCUACAAGAGCCAGGACGGUAAGGUGGUGUCAUCGGGGUCGUCCUGCCAGCUGAGCGAGCUGAUGAAGCGCCGCCUGGAGAGCGUGGCGAGCACCGGAAGCUCCGCCAGCUCUGGGUUCAUCGAAGAUAAGAGCUACUGUGACUCAGAGGAAGAGGAAGAAGAAUCGGAGGAUUUAUAUAAGAGAGUCUUGACAUUGGAAGAUUUAAUCUGCUACAGUUUCCAGGUCGCUAAGGGGAUGGAGUUCUUGGCCUCACGCAAGUGCAUCCAUCGGGAUCUGGCUGCACGAAACAUUCUGCUUUCAGAGAACAAUGUUGUGAAGAUUUGUGAUUUUGGACUUGCCAGGGACAUCUACAAAGACCCUGAUUACGUGCGCAAAGGAGAUGCCAGACUGCCGCUCAAGUGGAUGGCACCUGAGGCCAUUUUUGACAAGAUCUACACAACCCAGAGUGAUGUUUGGUCUUUCGGUGUUCUCAUGUGGGAGAUCUUCUCUCUGGGUGCGUCCCCGUACCCUGGCGUGCAAAUUGAUGAAGAGUUUUGCUGCAGACUGAAAGACGGGACAAGGAUGAGAGCGCCAGAAUACUCUUCCUCUGAAAUAUACCAGACCAUGUUGGACUGCUGGCACGGGGAGCCACAGGGGCGACCCACCUUCAUUGACCUGGUGGAAAGGCUGGGAGACCUGCUUCAGGCCAGUGUGCAGCAGGAGGGGAAGCACUAUAUACCCAUCAACACAGCCCUGCUGGGUAAGCUGGGAGACCCCUCCACCACAGCGCCAUCAGAGGAGACACCCACGCGACCCAGCUCCCACUGUGACUCAGGGAGCAGCUGGAACAUCAAGAUCCGUCCAGCUAGUGUGAAAACGUUUGACGAGGUUACCAUGGAGGACGGGACAAAUGAAAACCAUGAGAGCGGCCAGUCAGACAGUGGGAUGGGCCUCUCAUCUGACAACAUGAAGACACUGAAGCGCCUCGAAUCGCUGGCUGGUCGACCACUGAGCAUUAUGGCUCUUGCGAUGAAGGCAGUUAGUAAGAGUAAAGAAUCUGUGCUGUGUGACCCAGAGAAGGAGAAGUACCCUCCCACUGUUCCCUCUCUGGACUUCAGCAUGAACGACUCGGUGCUGGACGACUCAGCCCUGGACGUCGGCCUGGAGUGUCACAGCCCGCCGCCCGACUACAACUAUGUGGUGCGCUACUCCACCCCACCUGUGUAACCUCCAGCUCUUCCCCUCGGCAGCCUGAAGGCCAUCGCUUUGUUCUCCUUUGUUUGGACUCUUAUCUUCGGACUGUCCUGCGGCAGCGUCUGAGAGGAAAACCCACAAGGUUCCCUCUUAGAACGGACGCUCUCAAACCACUCAUGAAUCUACUCGACUGUUACUUCUGCAUCUUCUAAAUUCUGGAGCUUCCGCUGCGCAACAAAAGAAAAACCUGUAGCAGUUGAUUCAGACAUUAGCCCGACCCUAAAGCUGCUGGUCCGUUCCACGCUCACUGUGAUUUGUCAAACAGCUGAAAACAGGCUCAGGUAUUUCUUUUAUCUACUGUGAAAACUAAAUGCGAUGAUUCCACCUUCACCACAGAUCUGCACAAACUACAUUAAACAAUAACUCCCAGAAAAGAAAAGAGAAAUGAUAGCUGAGACUUUUAUAUAUUUUUUUUAUAAUUCAUACUGGAAAAUAAUCUGUUAAUUAAAGAGGCUCUUUUUGAGGUGCAGCUACUUUUUCAUAGGACCUUGGCUUAAGUUCAGUAAAAAGCAGAUGAAAAAACAAAUGUUAAUGAUAAAUUGUGAAAAGUCUGUUAUUUGACGCGACAUUGCUCUUGCAUACAAAUAUAUCAGCUCAAUGAACUCAGGUUGGCCCACAGUGACAGAGGAGAGGACUGCUCUGUCAUGUAGUGGUGGAGGAUUUCUUAAGCUCUCUAAGUUAUAGGAAAUCACAGGUUAAUGGAGGAAACAGGGUAAAGCUGAGAUUUAACAAUACAGCUCGAACACGAUAUCAUUUCAGUGACGAGUUAUAUUCAGAUUCCUCCUGCCCCAGAUCUGGUGUUGAAGAAACUCAUGUUUUUUUGUUUGGUUGAACUAAAAAGAGCGAAGGAAACCAGAUGUGUUUAUUUUCUUUUGUAUAAACUCAGUUGGAAAAACAGAACAAAACUUAAUAGAAACGGUUUCUUUAGAAAGCAUUAGUAAAAUAAACUUUGUAUUUAUUUAGUAAACACUGUCACUUAGUGUUCACUUAGAUUCAGAUAUAACACCAGUCUUCCUGAUAUCAGCAUGUAACUUUAAAUCCACACGUACAUGCUGUUUGUGCUGCUGCUGUUUAUCAAGCUGAGGGAAUCUGCUUCUGUAGGAAACACACGUGUGAGUUUUCUCCGUCCUUCCUCUUGUGCUGAGUGUUAGUUACAGCUUGCAGGGCAGGCGACAAAAACUCUGCAUGUGUGUGAAGUUCUGUUCUUAUCCACAGUUUUAUUAUCUGUUCAUCUCCAUGUUUGAGCAACACUUAUUAUUAUAUUGACAUCCGGCCUGAGUGAUCCAGUCACAAGUGGUCAGCACUAAGUGCAGGUGUGAACACACCCAGAUAAGUCCUGAAUGCAUCCUGAGAUCCGAUCACUCGAACCACAGUCGGAGGUGGUCUGGGAAACAUUUGGCCACAUUCUUCUCGCUGUGUGAACACAGAUGCUUCAUGGGCCACAUAUGUAGGACGGCUUACUCAGCUGAAUUCCAUCAGUUUCAUAAUGAAUCAAACAUGGUUUUACGCCUCUCACUGUCCAUGCACUGAUACGUUUGUUACCGCAAUGUCAACACUGACCUGCACAUAAUGACUAAUCUUCUACGAAAACGGUCAAAUCAUUCUUAUUAGAAUAUCUUCACAUGGCAUCAAUUCAUUCAGUCCCUCCUGACUCCGUGACUAUCUCUCUGUUACUCAGGUCCACACACAGACAUUGUCAUCUGACACAUCUGUAAACUUUUGAACUUUGUAGACACAAAUGAUAAAAGUCAUUAUUUGUACAUAGAGCGGCUGAGUAAGAUUCGAUCACAAGCAGGAGACACAUUCAGGACGCUUUUUAAUUCCAGGUGUUAACAGACAAACUUAGUUCUGUCCACUUGUGAUCAUAUCUCUCGGGACGAAUGUUAAUACCGGGUCUGAACAGGGCCUUUGACGACUGAAGAAGAAACAGUAUUUGUCAGUGAACUACAAUGUAAAGUGGAUAUCUUGAAUCCAGAGUGAUGUUUUAUUUGUGGACCAAUUUGUUUAGGAUUGUGGACAGGAAGUGAUGAUGCACUGAUACUUUAUAUCAAGUAUAAUGUUUUUUUUGUAUUCUAAAGCUAUAUUAUUAUGAAACAGUGUUGAGGAUCACAUUUUAUGAAGAUUUGUAUUUUGCUUUUUUUUUUAACUCUUAACUCUAGUGCUUGGUAGGAAAUUAAUGUUCACUGUACUUGUUGUAUUAUUUCUCGCCUAACAUCGUCAUGUUCACUUAUUAUAACCCAGUCUUUUUUAUUUUAGUUACUCCUCUCACAAUAACAACCUUAAUGCAAAGAUAAAUUAUUAGUAUUUGGAUUUUGUUGCUUUUUAUAUAUAUAUAUAUCAUAACGAGUAAUGAUUCCUGCAGCAGCUCAAACAUCAACGUAGCUUCUUCUGUUUUGUUCAUGUAGCGUUAACAAGUUAGUUUGAAUGAAAGUGAUGUUCCCUGACACUGUUAACUGAGCAUAUGAAGUAAAUAAAUGAAUAAAGAUUUAUAUAUUUAUACAUUA